GCGGACGAUGGUGUGUACAUCACUAGGAACGGGAAGAUCAACUUCGUGGACCUGGCUGGUUCUGAGAUGACCAAGAAGACCAACUCUGAAGGCAAGACUCUUGAAGAGGCCAACAACAUCAACAAGUCUCUGAUGGUGCUGGGAACGUGCAUCGCGGCGCUGUCCGACUCCCGCAAGAGAGACGCUCACGUACCUUACAGAGAUUCCAAGCUGACCAAACUUCUGGCUGACAGUCUAGCGGGCAAUGGUGUAACUCUCAUGAUAGCAUGCGUGUCCCCGGCCAAGUCUAACAUCAGCGAGACCAUCAACACACUCAGAUAUGCUGCUAGAGCUAAGCGUAUACGUACCAAGCCCAUCAUUGUCAUGGACCCCAAGGAGAAGGUGAUCAUGAGUCUGCAGCGGGAAGUAAGUCUCCUGAGGGAAGAGAAUGCCCAUCUUAAGAUGCUUAUUGACCUGGGCGAAAGUGGUCUUCCUCAGGGUGGUCAACAUACUACAAGUGGGCAGUCACCAUCACUGGCCAAUGAUCCUAAUAUAGCAGAAAAUGUCCCUAAUACAGCAGCCUUGCCACUGAUGUCCCGCCAAGGAUCUUUCAGAAUAGACGAUGAGAAGCUAGAGAACCUGGACAACCGGGAACUGAUCAGACUUGUUCAACAUUACAUGGCAGAGCAUGAAAAUGUCCGAAUGGAAAACAAGGAGCUGCAGGAAAUAACGGCCGAAUUGGUGCGGGACCAGGAGCUUGUAUGCAAGGAAAAUGAGCGACUUCUUCGAAAGUUGGAGGCUGCCAGCAGAGUUUCAACCUCAGAUCCUAAUGCUCAGAAUGAUGACAGUGUGUCCGGAAAUCCUGCCGCAAGUGGUGAGAACCAGUUAGAUUCUUCUUUAGCCACUAAUACUUCUAGCACGAAUCGUGGGAGUAAAAGAGGCUCUAAAAUUUCUUCUUUUAGAUCUCGUUCUCUACCAUCCUCGUCGUCAUCACAAGUGUGGAUAAAUCCUCUCAAUGACACCAGAGGAAAGGAUACUGGUUCAGCUACAAGUAGGAGAAGUGAUAACACAGCACCACAAGAGUCUCCACAGCGUCCUCAUCAUCUACCAGACUCUAUCAACAAGGAGCUUGAGAAAAGACGUAUUGGCAAAAGCAUGACAGACUUGUCAGGAUCAGGAGGGUCAACCAACAGUGGAAAGAGCAACGGAGGGAGGCUCAACACUUCUGAUGGAAGGAAUGAGUCUGAGUUCAUACUUACAAGGAGGGCACCACUCAAAAGCAAGAGUAUAUCACCGGGAGUUGCUGCUGGUAAAAGUGGAGGUCGAGGUAAGGCUCGCUCAAAGUCGGUGCCACGGCAGAAGGGUGGAGGACGGGGCGAUAUCCCCCGUGGUCCUGCUGCAAGAGGUACAGAUCGUAAACCGAAAGAUCCCUCUUACCCCGGCUCCUCGCUCCCAUCCGCAGCUAACUUGACACCUCUUGACAUCCCCACUAACCAAAUGCCCAUGUCUGCUUAAAGCACAGGAAGAUAGUAUAAUUGUGGGCAUGCUUAUUUCAUCUGGGAAAAUGUGAAGACAAAACAAGAAAAGCAUUUUGGUGUUAAUUAGGUAAUAGAAUACCUCAUGGUUUUACCAUUCAUACUUUUGUUCUGCUGCUUUGUUUCAGGAUGAUUCUUUAAAAGCAUCUCUGCAUUGACUUAUAAUCGUUCAAUAUGCAUGUCUAUACAGUGAAGCUUCCUAUUGAAACUGAGAUUUUGUUGGAAGUACUUUUUAUUAAAUGGUCGCUCUACACCUUAAUUAUACAGUGGUGCUCUGAGUUUCAGCUAUAAUUCGUUCCAGAAGGCUGUUCGAGUGCCAUUACCGAACAAAUUUGUUCCCAUAAGGAAUAGUGUAAGUUAGAUUAGUAUGUUUCAGACCCCCAAAAAUACACUUACAAAAGCACUUACAAUAAUACACUUACAUAAUUGUUCGAGUUGGGAGCUGUACGAAACUCGGGGUACCACUGUACUAUUAUGAAAAGCAAAGCUACACAAAACUGAUAACACAUUAAUGACCUGUUAGUAAUAUUGUGCUAGACAUGCUGCAUUCUCAGUUGAAAUAGUGUCAAAAAAAAUAAUAUACUGGAACCUGAGUUUUUUUAUAUUGUAGGCAUCAGUACUUUCUAGACAGUUUCUAAAAUGGUUCAAAAUACUCUCAACUUGUCGGAGAUCAUGCUAUGAUUAACAGAUGGAGGAUCAAGCCUCCAGUACGUGUGCUGAAUGGCUCACAAAAGUUCAGCAUUUUACAUCAUCAUAAUGUCAUGUACUGUAUAAACAUUGUUCUAAACCUCAUAUGAGCAUUUUUUUUGGAGAAUUGUUUUAUUAGCUUACUUUUUAGAGUAUCAUAUACUUUCUUGCAAAAAAAUACUUUUAAAAAUUAGUGCUUUCCUCCCAUGUUUGCAAGAAAAUUAGACCAUCUGUUGAGCUAGUAAAAGUAUAAAGUACGUAUAAGCAUGGUAAUUAUACCUAAUGUAUAUAUGUACAGUAUACUGCAUAUACUUUUUAUUAAUAUCUCUAAAUUUUAUUGAAAGGUUUAUAAUUGCUACAGUAUGCAGCAGUUAUUAUAUCUGUAGCGGGAGUUUUUUCUCAAUAUCAUAAAAAUGUUCUGCAGCAGUUUUAAUUACAGCACAGCUGUUUACACCAAGGUAGGGUGAUGCAAAGAAGGAAAAGUCUAUCCUUUUAGCAAUUAGUCAGGUAGUGGUUACUAGCUCUGUUUCCUGCAUUUUAGUCACCUUCUGUGACAUGCAGUUUGAAAAAGAAUUUCAAUCUACUUUCCCAUGGAAUUGAACAGGAAACAUUACAGAGAAAAGAAUUAAGAAAUACAGGAGAAAGAAAAAAAUAUUGAAUAUUGAAUGUAAUUAGAAAUUUGCAAGAUUUACCCUACAUCUUUAAUGUUCAAGAGACAAAAAGGACCGGCAAUUAUGCUGGAUAAAAAACAAUUAUUAAGCAUUCUGUUCCACUCAGAAUGAUAGUACCUCCCUGGGUGAUUCAGUUCUACCAACCUACUUGUAUAUAAUUGUGGAACAGGACUUCUUAAAAUUAAGUGAAGGAGAGAGGGGGGGAUGUUCACUUAUAUGUGAUGUGACAGCAAGUGCAGGACCACCACCUGUCAUGCUGUACAACUUCUAAUAAGAGAUAGCCAGGACAGUUUGUUCCAUGAACUAUAAUGGUUAUAUCAUGCUUUAUAUAUAACCAGUGGAUUGAACCUAAAUGCCAAAUCCUACAGGGGUCAUAUAGCACCUGGGGUUAACUCUACCCCUCCACCCCACUGAACUAAAAAUACAAGGUAUAGUUAGCUAAAAGAUGAUGAAGCCUUUUAGCAUACAGUUUAAGGUCCUUUGAAUAAAAUUUGGCAUGAUCUGGCUGUUUUAAAAUUUUAUGCACUUUUGUUUCAAGUCACCAUAAUUCAUGCUAAGAAGUCGAAACAAUUAAAUCAGGUUACAUCUUGAUUUGACUUACUAUUAUUAAAAGUUUUAAUUCAGUAAAACUUGCACAAUUUUUUUUAACACACUGGCCGUUUCCCACCAAGGCAGGGUCACCCGAAAAUGAAACUAUCAUUCAUACAAUCACUGUCUUGCCAGGGGCAAGUGGACGACAGUUUAGAUGUCACUCUAAACAGCAGACUUCCCAAACUCCUUUAGAGUGCACGCACUACUUCCCUCCUCCAGGACUCGAGUCUGGCUAACUAAUUACCCUGAAUCCCUUCACAAAACAUUACCCUGCUCACACUCCAACAGCUCAUCAAAUCCCAAAAACCAUUAGUUUCCACUCAUUCCCAUCUAACAUGCUCCUGUGUACCUGCAUAUUUAAUGUAAUUCAGCUUUGUGUAUAGUAGAAGCAGGUUGAUUGCAGUGCUGCAAUGGCAGGGAAAAACAAGAUAGGGUGCUUAUUAUUUCAUCAAAUUGUUUGUAUAGUGAAAUUUACUGGGAGACCUGGAAUACCUUAAUUGCCAUACCAGAUUUUGUCAAUUUUUAACUUGUCAGGAUGAAGGUAAUGUAACUGUUAGGAAUUUUAAUGUGCUCAGUAUGUAUGGGUAGGAUAUUUUGUGAAGCAUAUCUCCUGUAAUACGAGUGCUUUGUCAUUUGUGUACAUUUACACAAAGCAUACUGUUUGCGACUAUUGAGUCAUGCAUUAACAUAACUCAUGAAAAGAAUCUCUUGACUAGUUUGAUACAUAAUUAUAUAUAGCUAAGCACUAAAUCCAUAAGGGUCAUACAGGUUGAUACAUAUAAAAUUGGGGGAAGUCUUUAGUUUAUGCAAAUUCUUAUAUUUAUAAAUCAAUUUACCUUUUUUUUUUUUUUCAUCUGGUGGUGACAACCAUUGAACCUAUACUGAUUUAGCCUUUUUUUGUAAACAAGUCAUUCAUCUCCUAGUUAAAAUAUACAAUGGAGCAAAUUUCCCCUCGAGGGAGGUUCCUUAAUGCUGUUGAGGGUGCUUGAUCCAAGGAAUUGGACCUGUUCUCCCCUUUCUUGGAUCAAACCCAUUACCUCCCAUUUCCCAGGUUGUACAUGACCCUUACAGGUUUGUCGCUUUUCCUAAUCAUUAUUGUGCCAUAAACUAUUUCCUUGUUUUUAGCUAUGGCAUCUUGUACAGCCACUGCUAUUAUUAUUAUUAUUAUUAUUAUUAUUAUUAUUUUAUUAUUAUUAUUAUUAUUAUAAAGAAGCGCUAAGCCACAAGGGCUAUACAGCGCUGCAGGGUAGGGAAGGAAGCGAGGGUACUGGGCGGUAGAAGGGGGGAGGGAUGAUCAGUAGGUUACAGAAAACAGCGGGGCAGGGGAUAGUGCGGGGGUAGAGGGCAACAAGAGAUUGAGGUAGAGGUAGAAAGGGCUGAAGGCAUCAUCAGAGUUUGUGAAGUAAGUCGGUUGUUGUCAAAAACAGCCACUGCUAGUAUUUGAACAUGCCUGUUUUGCACUUUCCUUUUUAAAUGUGGCAGUGCCAACAUUUUAUUUCCCCAUUGUGACAAAAUUAAAAUAAAAUUACCUGGUAGUUUUUUAGACUUUGAAGGAUUAUAAUUUUUUUUAGUUUUACAGUGUUGGUGUCCAAAAAUUUUUGUAAGUCAGCAACAUUGGUAUAAAUAUGCACAGUGGUAUUCAUUUUUUAAAUUUACACUAAACGAUAAGUUUUGAAAUUUUUGUUUUCAAUGUAUAGUACAUAGUUUGUGUUUCAUGAUAUUUUACUUGAAAUAUGAGAGGCAUAGCUCAUAUCCCCUUAUGGAAUAUACAAUAUAAAUGGGUACAAAUGAGUAUCUUGAUUGCUUUGGUCUUCUAUAUACUGUACAAGAAAUUCAUAGUUUAAAGUUGAUAACCCUCAAAUCAGGUCAGGUUUCAUUGACUUUCCUGGUUUAUCUGGGUUAAAUCUACAUAAUGAACUUUUCAUAUGCACAUAAAAUGUGCCUUGUGCUAUGCACACAAACUUAGAUGCAGUGGCAUGCCAUAAACCUUGUUGACAUUUGAAGCAACACAUCCAUGAUGCACAGAGUGGAUUGGUCUGGCUCAACAUUGUUUUGGGCAAGACAUGGUGGUAGAACACCUUAACAGCUGAGCCAAAGCAUAAAAUUUCAGCAGGUGGCAAAUUUAAAGGUAUGAAAAUUACAAAAAUUUGUUGGAUGCAGUUUGGUCCCAACCGUAAUUUGUUAGGCACAGUUAAAGGGAUAAAGCUGCUAAGCAUAAGAAAUUUAUUAGGAUAGUCAUUACCAUUUUGUGUAACAAGAAUUGAAAGUGGCUGGCCAUUUUUCAAUUACAUUUUGCCACAAAAUUUAAUUUACUAAGUAAUUAAUAUUAAGUCAGGUAACCUUUUAAAUAGCUUUGCAAUUAAAAUUCUGAAACAAUAAGAGACUAUAUUUUGACCACUUAUCAUUCAAUUAAAUUUCAUGUGAAGUCCCCAACUUAUUACAGCAAGUCAUUCCUGAAAAUUUUAAGUCAAUUCAGACUUAUGAACAUUUCUCCCAUAGACACCCACAUCAUAACUGGAGAAGUGUUCCAGAGCCAUAGUAUUCCACAUCUAAUUUCAUCUAUUUUUGUAACAGACUUUACUCAGUAUUUUACAUUUGAUACUUUUUUUUUUCAUUCAUAGUAAGCAUUAAACAUCAUUAAUAAGCAGAACAGAGCUACAAUACAGUAUACAGUACAGUAUGUAUAUGUAGAGGAAGGCAGCAGCUGGACUGUCUGGAAGGGGAGGGCAGGGCAAUCAGGUUUGAUCCAAAGAUGCAAUUUCUUGAAUCGAGGGUCUCGUUGGCAUCUAGUCACCUCCCUUAAGAGGUACCAUUUUAUAAUCGAGUCAUUUACAAAAUGGGAUUACUGUAUAUAAUAUUGAGCACUGACUUUUGCACACUUCAGAUUUGAACUCCUUUUAGUUUGGUGCCAUCGAUUAAAAAAUUAAGUCCCAUGUGCUCUGUGAAGUAAGCAAGAGAUUUGGGAUACUGAAAUGCCUUGAUGCCACUUUCAGAAUGGUAGCCAUUUGAUUCCCAGGGGCAGCACCAGAAUUUCUAUACAGAGAAUUCUUGGUGGCUAUCUGGUUGGAAGGAGACUUGUUUUGAAGCAGCGUUACUAUUAUUUUUGUUUGGGGACUUCAACCCCUGUCUACUACUGUUUAUUCCAUACUAUACAUUUACUUGUAUCUUACUGUUCAUCUGACUUUAAUUUUUUAAAUAACUUUUAUUCAAUUACCAUUUGUGUAUAGCUAGCAAUUUUUCCAUAAAAUUUUUAUUGAUGUUCGAUUAAUUUUUAUUAGUGUAACCACAAACAAAUUUUUACUUGCUUAUUAACAAAUUUUCCCUGGAUUAUUGAAAUGUUAAGGUUAUUUAAUGUGAGGAAAAACAAGUGUUUACAUUUAAUUGCUAAUCAAAUAACUCUAAAUAUGACUAAUUUGUUUUAGAUUACCUGUAUUUUAAGCAAACAUUUAUUUCAUUUAAACCCAUUAGACAUCAGUCCCCCACAGUUUGAUUGUUUUCACACAUUUCAUCACCAAAGCAACUACACAUUGCUGUACAUGGAAAUGAAUUAACAGUACACUUGCAAUGACUACAUUUUCUUAUGGCACAGUUGCACUUCAUGAGCUCAGGUACAGUCUGAGGAGCUGGAAAGCAACAAGCAACAGGUGCUAGACUUUUCAUACUGCCAUCCUAAGUCAGUUGGCUCUGGCAAGUUGGAAUCUACCUAGUCACUUUUACCAUUUCGAGGCAAGCUCUUUGUAUAGCUAGGUUUGUGAAGAAAGGUUUUCACACCCUACCCAGUUUGGCAUGAAAAGCCACCACUUAAGUUCAACAGUGGUAAUCUGUGUGCUUGGAAUGUACACCUUACAAAUGAAUGUUUCAGUAGCUAGCAUCAUGUCCUCAUACAAAUUAUUUGAUUUGUUUUGCCAGGGUCAGCUAAAGCUUGCCAUAAUGCUGUCUUCAGCAGAGAUGAGGGGCUUCUAAAAACUUUACCUCCCUUCAUUGAAAGAUAUGAUUGCAUCAGCCUUGCAUACUACAUCUAUGACAAUAAGGGUUUCUGCUUUUAGGUUGCCCAACUUCUUGUACACGAGUGUAUUAAUUAUGUUAAUCAAGGGGAAGCGCUAAACCCGGAGGAUUAUACAGCACCUGGGGGGGGGGAUGUGGAAGGCAUUCAGGCUUAAUUCGGGGAACUGGAGCACAGAUCCAAUUCCCUAAAUCAAGAGCCCCUCACCAACAUCAAGGAACCUUCCUUGAGGGGUACACGAGUGUAAAGGGCACACUUUGCUUCCUACCUCAUCUCCAGUGAAGUCGGCAUCUUUUGGCAGUACAGGACACUUGCUCAGUUUACACUAACCUCUAUUAGGAGUGGAUGUCCAACCAUAUUGCUCCUCUCUUUGUGGCUUCUAUUGUGUAGGAUUAUUUUACCAUCUGCUUCAUGCGAGCUACUCAGUGGCAACUUGUUGCCAAACUACACUGUAAUUUGUAGCUUUGCAUUUUCCAAGCAUUGUUCUGCUAAGAAAUUAGACAGUUCAUACUCUCUUUUCAAGAGGAAGAAGCUUCUACCUGGAUACAGUGUGGAUAACAUUUACUGGAUAACAUUUCCUAGCUAACUUCAACGUAAGAGUCAAAAAACAAAUGAAGGCAAGUGUGCAUUUCACACUUCAUGUUGAUCUGGCUAAUGAAGUAGUUAGCAAGGUCUGAGCAGUUCUUAAUUUCUUUUCUUUUCAAGUAAUAUGCACACCACUACUGGCCAUCCUCUGUAGAACCUCAUAUUACAGACUUCUUGUAGAAUAUCCUGUGGUAGUCUACAUUGUGCCCAAAACUGAAGUUCAAAAAGUUGCUUACCUUUCAUUGCCUGGUGAACUGCUGUACCUACAGUGUUGAACUGUUUAGGAAUAAUCUUUGUUGUCUGACGUGACGAUAGACAUUGGUACGUAACACUGAUAAAAAAAAAAACUUAAUUCACCUCUUAAGAUUUCUGUUCCCUACUGGAAAUGCCAGCAAUGCACCACUUUAAUAGUACAAUUCCAUCAAGAUAAUAUGAGCUAGGUUCUCUUACACUAAUGAGCCUGUGAAUCUUCCAGAUAGGUUUAGAAAAUAAUUUUUUUUUUAUGGUUACUACCUCAGUGGGAGAUGGCUGGUGGUUGCAUUACUUCUGCUUGUACCAGUGCUAAAUCUUUUGUAAGGAUCUCUCUCCAAUUCAUUCAUGUACUUUGGAGCCAUGAACUGCACAUCCAAAUUCUGAAGUUCUUCUGCAACCAAAUUAUUUGUCAUCUGGAUUAAACUUUUUCAGCUACACCAUUUGACAUACAGAUAUUCUUGUAUGUCUAUUCCAAAUCUGCCAUGCUAACAUUUUCUUGAAACAAAAGUCUUGCAAAGUAUUAACAGAUUCAUUGUCUGAUGGUUUUCAUAAGUAGUUCUUUGUGGCACGAGUGAGUGAAUCGUGUAUUUUCCAGCACUUCUUGUGGUACAUAACAUACAUAGCACGAGCAUCAGCAGGAUUCGUACUUUUGUUUACCUGCAUGUAUAUCCUAUUGUCAUUGUUCGCAUUGACUGUAGAUUUUGUCCAGCACUGUCAGUUUGUACUAAAUUCAGUGAAAUGUAUUUGUUGCUCCAUUGUCAAAAAUAUACUGAUUUCAUAUAGGCCAUAGUUUGCACUUCAAUGAAUGGUGGAGUCAACUGAGGAUAAUCCUUUUCAACUGGCUGUCCAUGAGCAUUCACAUUACUGCAUGAAUUUUCCAAGUGCUCUAUCUGCACGUUCCUUAUGGCUUGCAGUUUGACAGCACGAGUGGUGCUGUCGUACAUUCUCUCCUUUAAGAUCCUUUGCUGUCAAAGCACCAUGGUGUAUCUUAAAUUCCAUCGAGUUCACUGUGGUUUUUGGGUCUGAAAUGGCUUCUUUAGUGUCCAACUGGGCAAACAGUAUCCAGCACAGACUGUCUUAAAGAUUACUUGCCAUCAACUGUGAAGAGGAAAAUUCUGAAAUCAACUUGCUUACCUUGACUCUUACCAAAAAAAAAAAAAAAAAAAAAAAAAAAAAAAAUUUAGUUACAUGUACCUCCUAAUUAUACAGAAAUAUAAAGAUUAAUAAAAAAUUACACCAAUUUGUAUUUUUUGUCAAGGGAAAAAACUGUUGGGUAUACAUAAAUGGUAAUUGAAAUUAAAGGAAAAAAAAACAUUUUUAUAAAAUUGAAAUAUGGAAACACACAAGCAAAUACAUGGUACAGAAUAAAAAUAGAUGCCAUUUUUAGCGGCAUCAAGGCGCUUCAGUAUCCCCACAUAUGAACAUUAAAAAAAAAAAAAAAAAAAACCCUUGCUGUCUUCACUAAGAAUAUGGGAUACUCAAUGGCUCCUGACUAUUUGGACAUUCCUAGCAUGUAUCUUCAUUCUUCCUUUUCCUUUAUUCCAUUUGCACUAGCAUUAAAAUACAGUGUAGAAUAUUUGUACAUAUCAGGGAAAUGCCCAAAAUAUUUAUAAGUUAUCUUGAUGCAAUUAUUUUGUUGCUAGAUUUUUUUUUUUUUAUCAGUAGUCAAGUAGAUAUUGUGCCAUAAUGUUUAUAUUCACAAAAAUGCUGAACCUAAUAUUUAAUGAUUCAAAGAAAUGUGCAUUAGAAUCAGUCGACUACUGUAGUCUAUUGCAACCAUUCUCCCUAAUUCAGUCAUAGUAGUGUACAUUGUACAAUAGCUUUCCUGUGCUGCCCUGUGAUAUUUGCCUACAUUUUUCUGUUAAGGGAUCAUGUAUUUUGUUUAAAAUAAUAAAAAAAAUCAAACCUU
Cherax quadricarinatus is the source of this 10212-nucleotide messenger RNA. The record is from RefSeq and is a predicted model, not a curated record. Lineage: Eukaryota; Metazoa; Arthropoda; Malacostraca; Decapoda; Parastacidae.